AUGCCUGAUGAGAAUUUAGAUGAAGCAUCUAAAUGCUUGAAAAACACUCUAAAACGUAUGAGAAGUCGUCAUUUUGAUUUACUAUCGACCAGUAACGAUUCAGUUGAAUACAUCAAAAUAAUAACUUCAGUCACAAAACAGCUAAAAAAUUAUCAGGUUAUUUGUAAACUAAAACAAUCUAUACAAAAUGUAGAAGAAGAAAUUGAUUUUGCUGCACAACACAUUUUCCGUCGACCAACAUUCAAUCCACAACUUGAAUACCUCACAACCGGACUGAGUGAUUUGUGCACACAGAUUCUCAAGUUUUGUUAUACCAAGGGACAAUGUGGUGCUUCGCAACGAGAAAUCAAAAAAAACUUUGAAGAUUUGUCUUUGUUUGCUCUUACAACGUCUGUGCGAUUUCUGACAGAUAAAGAUCUGUUAUUGAGGGCUGGCAUUGAAGUACCAGUGUACGUGCAUCACAAAUAUACAGAUUUGUGGCUGGUAAAAAUACCAAGUGAAAAUUGGUCCAGUGCUGUUGACACAAUAAUCAUGGAAAAUGAAGAUUUAUUACAUAUAGAUUCGGAUUCUGAGGAUACAGACUCAAUACUCCCACCAAUGAAAAGAAUGCGUGAAGAACAUCCAACAGAAAGAAACACUGAAACCUUUGAUCGCAUAAUAAUCCGCCCCUGGACCAGAUUGAAUUUAACUAUCAACAAAGAACUUAUGGAGAAAUUUUUGAACUCUGUUCUAUCCAAAAUAAUUGUCAAACCCGGCAUUUACCUGAAAACCCUGAAAAAAGAAUAUUGCACCAUCUUACAGCCAAUGGUAGUUAGGGAACUUGUAGAAAUGCUUGAGGCUAUGAAGUGUAUAAAAAUGAUUCUCAUAAAAAAUAUAUGCAAACCUUCAUUUUUUUCCAAUCCAUCACCGUUGAAUCAUAACUUGGUGUUUUCUGACGUAAAGGGAUUGGAAGAUGACUCAUUAAUAAUGCUUGAACCAACUCUUGAUUGCGAAAUCAGAUUUGGCUAUUUUUCAGAGAAAUAUGGUGAUUAUGUUAAGUAG
This is a messenger RNA of Macrosiphum euphorbiae (potato aphid), 1041 nucleotides long. NCBI's taxonomy places the organism in Eukaryota, Metazoa, Arthropoda, Insecta, Hemiptera, Aphididae. The record is from the annotation of a GenBank genome assembly.